Messenger RNA from Labrus bergylta (ballan wrasse), 4495 nucleotides. It is a transcript of the gene kitlga, whose product is annotated as kit ligand a. NCBI's taxonomy places the organism in Eukaryota, Metazoa, Chordata, Actinopteri, Labriformes, Labridae. The record is from RefSeq and is a predicted model, not a curated record. Gene Ontology annotation, molecular function: cytokine activity; stem cell factor receptor binding. Gene Ontology annotation, cellular component: plasma membrane. Gene Ontology annotation, biological process: cell adhesion; positive regulation of cell population proliferation.
AGCGAAGCUCUUCACAGUGCCGCUCGUCAGAGGGCGGCUCUUUGGCUGCUCUUUUCACAUCAUUAUAAAUGCUUAACUCCCUCCCUCCGCGCGCUGUCCAGCUCCGCCGCCGCGAGCCCUCACUGUCUGGAUCUGUGCUAUAGAUAGAUGGGCUUCAUGCCACACGCCGUCAGCCGACAGGUUGCAAAGGUUGAGAGUUUGAUUCCACAGAUUUCGCCGUUUUUCCUCUUCUUCUCACUGUUUUGGGGUGCUUUUUCUCCUCUGCUUGGAUACUUCUGACUUAGGCAUUGGAUAUGUGCACACAGGAUGGUGACAACCCCUUUCCUCCCCGUAGAAGUAAAAUAAAAUAGGCUUUCGCACAACACUGGAUUUACUCCUGUCGUUCCAUAUGAAGAAGUCAAAAAUUUGGAUACGCAUUUGUGUCCAUUUACUGCUGUUCAUCACGCUUGGGGUACAUUCAAGUAGAUUUGACGUCAACCCAGUGACAGAUGACAUCUCUAGACUCUUGAUUUUGAGACAAAAUAUUCCUAAAGAUUACAAAAUUCCUGUACGUUACGUUUCAAAAGAAGAGGCUGGGAUGUGUUGGGUAAAAUUAAAUGUCUUCUACUUGGAGGAGAGUUUACAAGAUUUAGCAAAUAAGUUUGGAAACAUUUCAUCCAACGGAAAGGAUAUUAAGAUAUUCAUCGAAAUGCUCCAAGAACUGCGGCUCAAUUGGCGGACUGUGGACCUGAUCAUGUAUGACUUUGAGUGCCACUUCAGGGAAGAGAGGUGGCAGACAGCGCGAUACUUUGACUUUGUCAAAGAAUUUCUUCUAGCCGCACAGAAUAGAGAAGUUUCAGAGGACUGUGUGCCUCCCACCUGUCCCACCACACCAUACACAGAAACCACAAAAACAUAUUUAACAGAUUCAACCACAACAAGAACUAAAGUCUCAGAGUGUGCAACAGGCUGCAAACCACAUCAUGAACCGAGUUCCCUGAACGAGCUGGUGGAGCGAAGCCUUCUCUCUUUACUCUUCAUUCCACUCCUAGCUCUGGUAUUCCUGCUUGUGUGGAAGGUCCGAUCACGGAGGAAUGGGGAGGAUCUUGAACAGAAUCCUGGAGAAGUUGGACAUUUCACAGGAACAGAAGGGACUGCGCCUCCACUAGAUGCUGAAAUAUCAGAAAAGAACAAGUUGAACGUCAUUGAAACAGUGUAACCCUCCUACCCUUCAAUGUUUUUCAGCACAGUUGGGAUCUACUCUUUUUUCCUAUUGAUGUACAAAGGUGAUGAACAACAAACACGAAGCUGAAUCCUGAUUCAAGAUGGCAGAUUCACAGUAUGCCAUAAUUAUUCUGGUUAAACCACAUCUGCUCCCAUAUGGAUAAGCUUGCCUUUCUUGUAAGACUGCGCUCACCCCAUGCUUUCAACAGACUGUGAGAUGUUAGUCGAGAGACUUCCCCAUACCACACCCCGAAUGGAUCCUCUGGCUUCCACGAAACAACCAUCAGAACCUGCUGCUUCAUGAACUUUUUUGAGAAAACGUUGCUCCCUGCUCAGCAAGUUGCUACAGUCUACCUGUGUUUUGGGAGGGCAACCAGUUCAACUUCAUUGACAAAGAAAAGUGACUGACACUAGUUAUCUUUGGAAUGGACUAAGGCAUGAGUUACUACCUCUGGUGACCCUCAAGUUAACCACAUCCCAUUUCCCAAAGAAUAAAAUGUUGGACAUUGUAGUUCCAAGAUAUAGUCAUCUUGUCUGGUUUAGGCAUGUAUCUGCAGGGCUGUAUGAUGUAUUUAUUUAUUGGUGGUGGCACUGAGCUGCUGCUGUCUAUACAACUGAAAUGUUUCAAUCAACAUUUACAAGCACCUUUACAAAUGGGUCAGGAUUAAAUAACAACCUCUAUACUAACACAUCAUAAACCCCCCCUUAAAAAAACAUUCCUGCCCAAGUUUCAAUUCCUCGUAUGAUGUUGAUGUUGGCUUGUAUGACUCGGGGAAUUUAUAUGUAAUGCAUUACAUAGAAGAACAAUCACUUAAAGACAAAACAUGCUGCUUUGACUAGCUUACAUUUAAACCACUGAAACCUUCACUCUGCUAACAGGAACGACUUCUGUGGAUCCAAGAUUUGUCUUUUAAUAAGUUUAUUUCAGACCAUAGGUGUCACUCAUAUGUUCAACUCUUUAAGUUAAUGUUAGCUCAACAAUGCCUUUAUUUGUUUUUUUACUUAUCUCAACUUUAUGCUUGCAAAGCAAAUGCUGUUACAGAAGAGAUUUAUGAAUGCCAUUCCCCUAUUAAAGGAGAUCUCUCAAAUUCUACAAAUAAUUAAAUCGGUUGUGUAAAAAGAAAUAAAAAAGAGUAAGCUUAAAAAUAAAUAGGGGCAGGGAUUGGAAUUAAUUUUAAAUUGAGCUAUUCAUUCAUGACUGUUUACUCUGACCUAAUGUACUCACAGAACGAACCCCAUUAGCUUAGACUGUACACUCUGUCUUUACUGGUAUUGACCUUUGUGCAGCACCAGUGUUGCGCUUGCAAAAUAAACAUUAAUUUGGACAAUUGGCUUAGUGCAUCCAUAAAAGUUUUAUUGUUAAUCAAUUGUAAAGGAUUAUACCACCAUGAAAUGUACAGAUAUGCAUCGGUAUGUUCAAAGUCCAAAAAUGUCACUACAUGAAAUUGCCAUCCUAAAUAUCAAUCUUUGCCUUAAAGUUGCACUGUAAUACAAACUGUAAACAGGAUGAUAUUUAAACCAAAGGUAUAUGGUUAAAGUACAUGUAGAAGCCCUAAGACUCAUUCCAAUGUAAAACUGAUGUGCCCCUCCCUGUUUAGUCUUUCUGCAAUGCACUCAGAUCUUGUAAAUUAGUACCUGGAGGCUCUCCUUCUCCCAGAGAUAACACAUGCUGUUAAGAGAAAAGGGAUUAAAACCAUCUGAAGAGGGGCAAACUCCCACAAAGCCUUGCCAAUUCAAAGUAAGGUAGAUCAAUAAUGGAUUACAGGUUUUAAGAUGAUUGUGGAGAAUUUUUGACUGUCUGUAAAGAGUUAGGAGUGGUAACAGGGCACGCUGGCUGUGACCUUUCCCAUCAAGCCGCCUUGCUGCGAUAAGCUGACAAUGACAAUGUGGUAGGACAUAAAAUCUGUAACUAGUCUGAGUAUUUUUUAUCAUGUCUGUGGUCUUACAUUAUACCAUGUCCAUGCUUGGUUUUGUGCCUUGUUUGAUUAGUGUGAUUGACUCUGUGUGUAAAUGUCAAAAGCCUGCAGAUUAGAAUGUCUCACUACAAAAAACCCAACAGAUAGGAAACGUAGGAUCCUUCUCUCUGUCCCUUUUAAAGGAACUCAGAACCAUGACAGUUUAGUUAGUUUGGCCUGUGCCGUGUUAUAUUUCAGUCUUCUGAAAAAAGGCAGUGCUUAAACCCUAUAGGCGGAAUAAACUUCAGUGUUUGUGACAUUUCUGUCCACGUUACAUGUUAGCCUUUGUAACCUUUAGAAAACACUUAAACUCUGCUUGAUUCUUGUGUAUUUUGGACUAAACGUUGGGAAUUUUUCUAAUAGGAGACAAAAGUAAAAUGUGCAAAAUUGAAUCUGUGUUUGAGAAAAAAAAGUAUACCACAUUGGUGUUCAUAUAUAGUUAAGAGCAACCAUACCUUUCAGCAUCAAUAGCUGGAACUCUUUGGUGUGGUUAAGUAUUGUUUGUUGUGUUGAACCGCGAGAUAAUUUAAUCAUUCAAACAUGCAUUUUUGAGAUCCUUAUAUUACAGCUAUGCAUUCCCUGUGCUAUAAACCGUUAGGCAGUUUAAACCCGACUAUGUAAAAGAGCUUAUACCACAUUGGUGUUCAUAUAUUUUAAGGUUGAAUAUCAAAUACUACACAUGUGGUAAAGUAAAUCUAUUUCAAAGCUUUUAGCUGACUGUUUCUAUUCAAAAAUGCAUUUUUGAAGAACAUUGGACUGUACUAUCAAUUGCAGUUUAGACCUGAGACUUUCUAUACGAUUAUCUUACCGUUUCACUUCUUUACAUGAAGACUAUUAUGCUCUAUGUCCGCUAUUCUGACAGACACAGGCUAGCCUAGCCAAAAACAAACUCAACAAAACGAUGCUAUGUCAAAUUGCUUUUUACAUAGUCAUGAGCUGCAAGGUCUAAGCUGUGAAAAAAAGGAAAACAAGGUCUCCCAUUUUCCUGUCUAUGCGAGAGCAACAAACAGUUGUCAUGUCUGAUGCAUGGACGCCUAAAACUGAGUGAUUUCAUGCAUUUGUUGAGAGAAUGACCGUCCUUCAAUACUGUUCCAUUGUGGGUUGUGGUCUGAGAGUGAGCAGAGCAUCAUCUUGAACAGGCUUGAGUGAUCAAAUGCAUCACACUUUGUGGGUAAAUCAAAUGGCUCUGGGCAGGAAAUAAGUCUGGGUGCCAAAAAGCAAAUGUAAUUAUUGCCCAGUUAAUAUUCUGGGUGAAAACUCUACUGUAUUCUGUAUUUUUGUAUAAAUGUAAAAAAACAUAUAUGAGAUAUGAAUAAAGUACACGUAUCCAACUGUUA